CAGGAUGUAUUUUUCGUACAGCUUUCUCUCACAUUCGUUGCGGCUUUAUUCUGUUUCCACGUUUCAUUCGCCUUGAAAUUAGCGCUGACUUACUGCCUCCUACUGGCAGGAAAAGUCUCAUUAGAAUGCGUGGUUUUGUAGCUGCCGUGACAUCGGGCUUCCAAUAGCAUUGUGGGAACAGACUACAGCGCAGCUCCUCGCCCGUGUCUAUGAAACAGCAACAUGGCAGCUGACUGAGAUUGAAUCCUCACAGACCGGAGAGAAGAUAACAGGGAUAAAGAAUCAAUCAAGUUGCACCAAACGCCACUCUUCGGUUAUUGCUGCGGACGCGGAGUCUGCUCAAGGUUCAGCUGUGCCGGGACCCGGUCGCCAUUCUGCGAUGGCCAGUGAGGAUGACGACCCAGUCAUACAAGAGAUUGAUGUAUACCUGGCCAAAAGCCUUGCAGACAAACUGUAUUUAUUUCAGUACCCGAUACGCCCAGCUGCUAUGACCUAUGAUGAUGUCACUCAUUUAUCAGCAAAAAUCAAACCCAAACAGCAAAAGGUUGAAGUGGAGAUGGCCAUAGACUCCAUGAGCCCGAACUACUGCCGCAGUAAAGGAGAGCAAAUAGCCCUCAACGUCGAUGGAACCACCACAGAGGAGAGCAAUACAUAUUCCACGAAGCUUAUGGACAAGCAGACCUUCUCCUCCACCCAGGCAACCACAAACACAUCUCGCUAUGCUGCUGCUGUCUUCAGGAAAGGUGAACUCCACUUAACACCACUACAUGGCAUUCUCCAGCUAAGACCUAGUUUCUCCUACCUGGACAAGGCAGAUUCUAAACAUCGGGAGCGAGAGGCUGCCAAUGAAGAUGGGGACUCCUCUCAAGACGAGGUGGAGGAGGAUGUGAAGCAGAUCACUGUUCGUUUCUCUCGUCCAGAGUCGGAGCAGGCGCGGCAGCGGCGAAUCCAGUCCUACGAGUUCCUACAGAAAAAGCAUGCGGAGGAGCCCUGGGUUCAUCUACACUACUACGGACUCAAGGACAGCCGCUCGGAACAUGAGCGCCAGUAUCUGUUCUGCCAGUUCACAGGCAUGGCUGAGAACACUGAGCUUGUCAAGUCACCCAGUGAGUACCUGGCCAUGCUAAUGCCUCCGCCUGUUGAAGGUGAAGUUGCAAAGCCAGAGUGUCCCAGCAACGUUCUGUCCAUGGCUCAGCUCAGGAACUUGCCGCUCGGGGACCAAGUGAGGACACUUAUGAAGAACGUGAAAGUGAUGCCAUUUGCUAACCUUAUGGGUUUCCUGAGUCCUGGGACAGACUCCACUGCAGUGCUGCGCUGCAUACAGCAGGUGGCGAUGCUGGUCCAGGGAAAUUGGGUCAUUAAGAGCGAUGUCCUGUACCCAAAAGACAGCUGCAGUCCCCACAGCGGCGUGCCAGCCGAAGUUCUGUGCCGGGGGAGGGACUAUGUGAUGUGGAAGUUCACGCAGGAACGAUGGGUGGAGAGGAAAGCUGUGGCUGCCGUUGUUAAGCUGCCCCCCGAGGACGUGAAGGACUUCAUGGAGCAGAUGGCUGUGACCCGUGUUAACCGCGGCUGGGAGUUCCUUCUGCCCCAUGAUGGCGAGUUUAUCAAGAGGCACCCCGACGUGGCCCAGCGGCAGCACAUGCUCUGGAUGGGGAUCCAGGCCAAGUUAGAGAACGUUUUCAAGCUCUCCAAAGAGGACAUGAUGCCAAAGAAACAGAAUCCUCAACCAGGCUUGGUGGUGAGCGGAGAGCAGCUUGUGACCACGGCGAGGGAGAAGGUGCGUGAGAACUACAGCGUGCUGGAGAGGCAGCUGCAGCAGAGGCACAGGGCACAGAGCCAGGACCUGGGGGCAGUGCGGGUCAAACAGGAGCCCCUGAGUGAUGGGGAGGAGCCCUUGUCCACAGGGCACAAAGGGGCUGUCAACAGCCUGCACUCGAACGACAGCUCGUGGGACUCUGUGAACGGGCACUGCCCCCUGCGCGCCAAUGCCGCCCCCACCCAGGAGCUCAGGGACUUUGUGAGCAGCAUCUUCAGGAAGCACUUUGUCCUGAUACAUAGAACCAUGAAUCAUGAAUUCAAAAGUGUCCCACAUAGUUUGCAUCAGGACAAAGGGGGGGGUACAUGAGGGCUAUUAUUAACUGGAGUAUUAUUAACACAGAGACAACAACCAACACUGUUGAUCCAAGGACUCGGACUCUAUUGCCCAAAUAAGACAAACAGUAAUGGCUGUAGUUAAUACAUGAACUUCAAAAACAACACAGGAGAAUUUAAGUAAUCACCUAGUUUUGCCCACACCAACACUGUCUGGGCAAAUCGUAAACAGACCACAUUCACACCAAGACAUAGCUCAUCACAGCAAUGUGCGCAAGAAGCGUUGGCAGGCAGCACAGCGACAUUUACAUAGCUUUCCUCAUAAAACACUAGCGAUGAGAAUACUGAAUACUGCUGUACCUCAAUUAGCAACCAAAAAAGAAAAAAGCUGCCUAUUUAAAUUGUCAUGUGUGGGUGCAAUUUUAAGUGCGACAUUAAUACACCACAUUCACACACAUCUGACUACAUAUAUACAAAUAUGUAACUACUGCAAUGCAGGUGGGACCAACACUGUAAGGCUAAUUUAGCAACAGAUCUUUUAGUUCUCAACAAUAGACAUGAAAAGGAUUUCAUGGCUGUAAUGAAGACAGAGCACAGUCUUACUUAGAUGUUAGUUUCUACCCAGCCAGCAUGUGGAGAUCAGUUUCCAGAUAACCUGCUACAAAAACGUACACAAUUACAGUAUAGGCAUGUCCAUACACAUCAUGUAUAUUAUCUACAGCUUACAAACAUGUUCUAGCGAAUCCAUGCACCCGACUUUAAUACAAUGUUUAAAAGUUACAAAGUACAAAGUUACUUUUACCCCAAACUCAUCUCUUCACUGUAUCUUUCUCCCCAACAUCCUUUCUUUCACAAACUCUAUGUUUCCUCUCCACACAAUCCUUCCUCAACGUUACAUUUCAUCCACUUAUAUAUUUUUUUGUCCGCUGAACAUUUUACAUCUUAGUAAAUCCAGUCCACAACAUGAAG
Polyodon spathula (Mississippi paddlefish) is the source of this 3060-nucleotide messenger RNA. It is a transcript of the gene polr3e, whose product is annotated as polymerase (RNA) III (DNA directed) polypeptide E. NCBI's taxonomy places the organism in Eukaryota, Metazoa, Chordata, Actinopteri, Acipenseriformes, Polyodontidae. Gene Ontology annotation, biological process: DNA-templated transcription. The record is from RefSeq and is a predicted model, not a curated record. Bases 380 to 2125 code for a protein of 581 amino acids. Gene Ontology annotation, cellular component: nucleus; RNA polymerase III complex. The transcript has 19 exons.